AUGCACCUCACCUCCCCCUUCUUCAACCUCCUCCCCCUCUUCCUCGCCGCAUCGACAGCCCACAUCUUACCCGUGCCCUCUGCUCCCCUAUCACGCGCUCCAGAACCGCACUCCGCCCUCUCCCGCCGCGACGUCAAGCUCUCCGGCUGCGGCGACAUCCUCGUCUCUCAGGUCUCCGGCUCCACAACCAGCGUCAACGGCUGUCUUGACGUGAACGGGAAGUGGGUCACGGAUGGCGCAUGCGCGCGAUAUUUCGUCUAUGGCGACGCCACCGGUACGACGUGCCCUGAUUAUUUGAGUAGAGGGUUCUUCACGGUUUCGUCUCUUUGGUUUUCUGGCUUGCUCGGCAUAGCCCCACUGGUAUAA
This is a messenger RNA of Letharia columbiana, 366 nucleotides long. RefSeq lists its product as uncharacterized. The transcript has a single exon. Lineage: Eukaryota; Fungi; Ascomycota; Lecanoromycetes; Lecanorales; Parmeliaceae. The record is from RefSeq and is a predicted model, not a curated record. The coding region runs from base 1 to 366 and encodes 121 amino acids.